AUGGCCCAACUGAAGUAUACACCACCCAGGCAAUCAUCACCAACUAUCCACGUUCCACGACAGCUUCAGGACUGCGAGUUCAUUUUUGUCCGAAAUGACGCGGUAAAGAAACCACUAACACCAACAUACCAGGGUCCAUUCAAAGUCUUAAAACGCUCUGAGAAGCAUCUCACCAUUGAUCGAGGAAGCCGGACGGACACCAUCUCCAUCGACAGAGUCAAACCAGCUUUUCUGGAAAAAUCUCCACGGGAGGCAGAACCCGUCUCAACACACCCAGAACCCUCACCUGCCUCAACAACCACGCAAUCGCAACCAUCACAACCAAGUCAAGUAAAUACCGCCGGCGCGGGGAGCAGCCCGGCCUUCGGGCUGGGUUGUGACCAUGGCAAUGUCCGGCCUUCUCUCCUGCACCUUCCAGCUCUCUCCUGCAGCAUCCAGCUCACUCCUGCAGCUUCCGGCACUCCUACAGCAUCCAGCUCACCCCUGUGGCGCUCUACUGACGCCCCGCUACCUAUUCCAGCACACGCUGACGACCUAAUCCAGUGCCCACUGACAUCCAGCGCCCGUUAUCGUCCGGACACCGUUCCCGAACAAACGACCUUUCCAUCGUCUACAACGGACGAUCUGCAUUUGUCAUCCUUCUUUGCUAUUGCCAACUCCUUGCCUUCGUGUCCCCUGUUUUAG
Messenger RNA from Acanthosepion pharaonis, 684 nucleotides. Lineage: Eukaryota; Metazoa; Mollusca; Cephalopoda; Sepiida; Sepiidae. The record is from the annotation of a GenBank genome assembly.